Molecule: messenger RNA, 665 nt
Organism: Phlebotomus argentipes
Lineage: Eukaryota; Metazoa; Arthropoda; Insecta; Diptera; Psychodidae
Product: guided entry of tail-anchored proteins factor 1
Exons: 2
Coding region: 62-562 (166 amino acids)
Biological process (GO): tail-anchored membrane protein insertion into ER membrane
Source: RefSeq, a predicted model, not a curated record
AUUUAUUUACAUCCCGAGCGCUGCCCAGAUUUCUUCAAUUCUCCUCAAAAACACACUGAAAAUGGUGCUUAUCCUUAUAAUUACUAGUGUCUCCUUUAUUCUGGCCUUUGCCCACAUUCUGACCAGACCACUAGUCAACUGUCUCAACACAGACACGAAGAUGGAAGCUGAGCUGAAGGCCACAAUCGUCGACCACCGGCGGGAAUUGCGGGGAAUCUCGAUGAGGGAUGAGUACCCGAGGUACGUGCGCAUUGAGCGGAAGAUCGUGGUGGCAGAGAAGAAGCUCAACGAGCUGGCAGUUCUCAACAGCACCUCGAAGAUGGUGAUAAAGUACGGUGUUCCAUAUGGCACAAAGGCUUUCCUGUACAUCCUCCUCAUCGGCAUCUCUAUCUACCACCGGAAGACUCCUGUGGUGGUGUUCGACGACAGAUUCGACUUCAUGCCUCUCGGGACGAUAAUGAGUGCACCAACCGGCAUUCCCGGAGCCAUUUCAGCCCCCUUCUGGAGCCUCGUGAGCAGCUUCGUGUGGCGGACUGUCGCGGGUCUGGUCAAGAACACUUGAAGCUAAUAAACUCUGUGCUGGAAGUCGACUGUGUGCUCUAUCCAUCUGGCCACGGUGAGCAGGAGACUCUCUGACAAUCUGGGGCCGAUGAGCUGGAGCGACA